Molecule: messenger RNA, 845 nt
Organism: Triplophysa rosa
Lineage: Eukaryota; Metazoa; Chordata; Actinopteri; Cypriniformes; Nemacheilidae
Product: carcinoembryonic antigen-related cell adhesion molecule 3-like
Exons: 5
Coding region: 50-826 (258 amino acids)
Source: RefSeq, a predicted model, not a curated record
GUCUGGACCAGUGUUUGUCAGAACUGUUUAUCUGAAACAUCUGGAGAAAAUGUUCCUAGUGAUUUUCCUCUGUAUGUGCUCGUGGAGUCUGGAGGGUGUGUUUGGUUCCGAGUCUGUGAUGGAGGGAGAUUCUGUCCUUCUGUCUGUGAAUAUCACUGAAACACAGAGACGUGAUGGAAUCAUGUGGACAUACGGUCCUCACACAAUUCCUCUAGCUAAACUCAAUGCUGAGAAUAAUAAAACAUAUAAUGGCCCUGAUGGGAGAUUCAGAGACAGACUGAAGCUGAGCGAGAGCGGAUCUCUCAUCAUCACAGACGUCAGAAUCAAACACUCCGGACUUUAUUAUAUCUACACAACCAGCCAAGAGACGCCACUCAAGAUAUUCAACAUUACUGUCUAUACUCAUCUGCCGGUUCCUAUCAUCAGCAGAGUCUCUUCACAAAUCUCUUCAUCGUCUUCAUCAUCAUCAGAUUGUUGUGUGUUGUGUUCGGUGAUGAAUGUGACACGUGUGAGUCUCUCCUGGUACAAUGGAAGCCGUGUACACUCCAGCAUCAGUGUGUCUGAUCUCAACAUCAGACUCUCUCUACCUCUGGAGGUGGAAUAUCAGGACACAAACACAUACAGAUGUGUGGUCAACAAUCCCAUCACAAACCACACACAACAUCUACACGUCACUCAACUCUGUCACACAUGUUCAGAAUUCUCCUGCUGUUGUGGUUUUACUGAAGCUGUGAUCCGAUUGGUCGUCUCUGCUCUGACGCAGAAGAUCAGAAGUACAGUUACAAUGGUCAGAGAUCCAGCGGCACCAGAGAGAGGGAUUAUAUAAUCUGAAAUGUGAUGAGGGC